This is a messenger RNA of Haliotis rubra (blacklip abalone), 1672 nucleotides long. RefSeq names its product pirin-like protein. The record is from RefSeq and is a predicted model, not a curated record. Lineage: Eukaryota; Metazoa; Mollusca; Gastropoda; Lepetellida; Haliotidae.
UGUUACUGUAGGUAAGAAGUUCUUGUUCGAUACGAUCUCGUGCCACAUGAAGCACCAGUGAAAAUAGAAACAAAAUGGCUGUUAUCUUAUUUGAAGUUUGUUCCUCCUGUUCUACAUGGCUCAAAGAACGGUUGUGAAAAUUGCCACACCCAAACUUCAGAGAGAAGGUGGCGGCUUCCUGGUCCGACGAGUGAUUGGAGGAGUAGUGCCAAGAUGUGAUCCAUUCCUGAUGUUGGAUCACAUUGGUCCAACAGAGCACAAACCGGGCGAGGCUCUUGGUGCCCCAGACCACCCCCAUAGAGGGUUUGAGACGGUCACAUAUGUCAUCGAUGGGGGAGUCAAGCACCAAGAUUCUGCAGGCAACAAAGGUGUCCUGAAGGCUGGUUGGGUGCAAUGGAUGACAGCCGGCAGUGGAGUGGUCCACUCCGAGAUGCCUACAGAUGACUUGUUGAAGAAUGGGGGUAAACAAGAGGGGUUCCAGCUCUGGGUUAAUUUACCAUCCAAGAACAAGAUGAUGGAGCCACGUUACCAAGAGGUGCCAGCAGAAACUAUUCCGUCCGUGAAAACGCCUGAUGGCAACGUCAUUGUCAAAGUUAUUGCAGGAGAAUCUCUAGGAGCCAAGUCGACCAUCGAGACACUCAUCCCUAUCAUGUUUCUGGACAUCCAUCUGAAGGCCGAAUCUCAGUUUUCUCAGACAAUACCCGAGUCAUGCAAUGGCUUCGUUUAUGUCUGGAGAGGGGCUGGAUUUGUGGGGCAUAACCUGCUCCCUGCCCACAUGGGUCAGAUUGGGGUGCUGGGGGAGACAGGGUCCGAGGUGCUGUUGAAGGCAGGGACACAAGACUGCCAUGUGCUGCUUGUGUGUGGUCAGCCAAUCAAUGAACCUGUUGUCCAGUAUGGGCCAUUUGUGAUGAAUACACAGGCGGAAAUUGACCAGGCAAUUGAGGACUACCGAGCGGGCAAGCUUGGUGAGAUCCCAGGCAAGGAGGACAGGUUUCGGCAGACAGAGGCAGCUCAGGCUAUGCAAAAGAAAAACAGCUCAGCAACAUAAAGUGGCGGCCAUUUUGUAACUCUGAAAUACUCAAUUGUUGUUUGCUUGUUAUGAAAGAUGGUUGCCUUAGUCUAUUUUAUUUCAGUGUUGUUUAUAUAAAAAUAUAUAUAUGUAUAUAUAUUUGAUGUUUUUAAAUCUGUGAACCAACUUAUUAACUACAUAUGUGAAGACUUUCUGCAACAUGAAACAAUGCAUAACACGUGUAACUGGUAGUGGGUGUGGCCUAAUCUUUUUUCAGCUCAUGGAAAUAAUGACUCAAGUAGUAAUAACUGCUUAGUGAACCAAUGAGAAGCCUCAGAAUCACUUGCAAUUUAUAACCUAUUAUUCAUUAUUCACCUUUUGAUACAACUAAGAGAAGGAGAAAAACUUAUUUGUUACAGACUUGUUGUGACAUAUAUUAUUACCAAAUGUUGACCCUAUAUUUCCAAUUUUAUUUCUAAAUAGGGUUUGAUAAUCACAAAUGGGAUUUGUUUUAUUAAAUAUGUAAAUAAAAUUUAUAAAAGCUACAUUAACUUCCAAAGGAGAAACUCAAAAAUGACAUUAAAAUAUUUCUCAAACUGAACAUUCGUGUAACUUGCUGUCAUACCCAAAGUGGAAUUUUAAAUGAAUUCGCUGAAAAAUGAC